AUGUCUCGUCUUGGAUUUGGAAUCGUUCUCGGCCUCGUCAGCCUUACCGGUAGCCUGGUGCUUGGCUUGACUUCCGAAGAGACAUUCUACCCUCCCACAUUGAACGACACUGCAUACAUUAGCAAUAGCUCAAUUGGCACAUAUGGGGGUAUCUACCAAGCGGAUACCACUGGACCGGCUGUGGGGUCGCCUUACGGAACUUAUGAUUAUUGUUCCAUGCCUCAUCCUCGUGGGCAAGAGUAUGAGCUUCCCGAAGCCCUAAGCAAAGGCCACGUUCAAGGAAAGCUUGUGUACCUUGAGUACUUGCAGCGUCAUCAAAGGCGCUCUCCGUACAAUAUCUUGCCUGGUGGAGAGAAUGAAGCAUAUGAUUGCGACAAUGUCAGACCCUAUCUCUACGCUGGCGCAGCCUCUUCUUCCAGCAUCCAGCCAAUCCCCAUGUAUGCGCAGACAUACCAAGACCCCACAAACCCAUUCACACCUGGUGUGAACGGUUCCUGUCAAUAUCCCCAAAUCACCGUUGGUGGUGUUCAAGAUGGCUUCCAGCACGGCAAGGACCUCUGGGCCGUCUACGGCAAGAAACUCGGCCUGAUUCCCACGCAGCCGACUGACCGCACCUGGUUCAGAUCUAGUGAAUCUCCACUUACACAGGGAAGUGCCGGCGCGGUUUUGCGUGGCGUCUGGCCUUCCUACCAAGGUGCACUGCCUUUGCAUCAGAUGGUUUCUAGCGUUGAUACCGUGAAUGACGGUUAUUCCUGUUCAGCUAUCGGCGGCACUCUCAACGCGCUGAAGUCAACAGCUGAGUGGAACGACCACCUUGCUGUCACCCAGGAACUGCGCUCAACUCUGGGCUCAAUGCUGGGUGCUACUAGCGGCUCCUGGCAAAGCACUUUUGACCACUUCGCAGACAACUUUCAGGCCCGUCUCUGCAACGGCUACAAGCUGCCCUGUAGUCUGACCAACUCUUCCAACUGCGUCACCAUGGAAAUGGCCCAGCAAGUCUUCCGUGCCGGCGACUGGGAAUGGAACUACUACUGGCGCACCAACCCGGAUGUCGUCAAAUACAUCCAGGUUGUUCAGGGCUUGUUCAUUGGAGAGAUUGUUGCUCACCUUCAAGCUGUUCUCGAUGGUAAAUCGUCUCUUGAUUAUACCCAUAUCUUCGUUCAUGACGGUGAUAUCGGUCCUGUUUUGGGUGCGCUUGGUAUUGAUGCGCUGCGAUGGCCUGCUAUAGCGUCUAAUAUUGCUUUUGAAGUUUGGGACACGAAUGAUAAAUCAAACCGUUACUAUGCCCGAGUCUUGUACAGCGGCUGGGCGCUCAAGACGAUUCACGGCACCCUUGACUGGGUUCCUCUUGCUGACCUCAUCGGCAUCAUGAGUCCUUAUGUUCCCAGGGACAUUGUCUCUUUGUGUAGAUAA
This is a messenger RNA of Talaromyces marneffei, 1413 nucleotides long. RefSeq lists its product as uncharacterized. NCBI's taxonomy places the organism in Eukaryota, Fungi, Ascomycota, Eurotiomycetes, Eurotiales, Trichocomaceae. Gene Ontology annotation, molecular function: phosphatase activity. Gene Ontology annotation, biological process: dephosphorylation. The record is from RefSeq and is a predicted model, not a curated record. The transcript is spliced from 3 exons. The coding region runs from base 1 to 1413 and encodes 470 amino acids.